Octopus bimaculoides (California two-spot octopus) is the source of this 1950-nucleotide messenger RNA. RefSeq names its product RWD domain-containing protein 3. Gene Ontology annotation, molecular function: protein binding. The record is from RefSeq and is a predicted model, not a curated record. Lineage: Eukaryota; Metazoa; Mollusca; Cephalopoda; Octopoda; Octopodidae. Gene Ontology annotation, biological process: positive regulation of protein sumoylation; positive regulation of hypoxia-inducible factor-1alpha signaling pathway.
AUCUUUUAAUGACAUUUCAUAUAAAUACCUUUCAAACGGCAUAGAUUACGAUUAUAAAGAAAUUUGUGAAGAAUUUUUGUUCCUAGGGGGUGGGGAGAGGACUUUUGAAGAGAAAGAAAUUCAUAAAUUAUUUGGGGCUAAUGCAAUUUCGCACCUCUCCUUGAAAAAUGUAUUUUGUUGAAAAACUUUUUCUGGAUUCUUACUUUUAAGACGUCGGAGAUUACGAAUAUGCAAAAAAAAAAAAAUUUAACCCCACCCACCCCUUAAAUUUUUGAACUUUUUCGAAAAUUUUUUCCUAUUAUGUUUUAGAUGACGGAGAUUCCGAAUAUGCAAGAAACCACGUUUUCAAAAUUUUUAAUUCAAUAAGCAUAUAGAUAUGUGUAUAAAGAGAUAGAUAUGAAUGUAUUCCUGGAGCUAGAAACAAUAGUAACACCGUCUUCUAUAGGACUGCCACAUUUAGUUGACAAAUAUAUUUUAUGAAUAAACGGACAGGGAUAAAUAGAUAGACAGAUAAAUAAAUGGAUGAAAAAGUUCAAAAUUAAAAUUUUUUGUGUAUUUGUAAUCUCCGACUUCUAAAACGUAGGAAUCCGAAAAACUUUUUUCAAAAAACUGCAUUUUUCAAGGAGAGGUGCGAAACUGCAUUAGUCCCAAAUAUUUUUUUUUUGCUUCAUUGUAAUGGAAAAAAAGGGCAAAAGUAAAGUGGUCAGGGUUUUUAUUACACCGAAAACGGGUGGUGUACGUAUUCUAUACCUCCGCUGGAGGUAUAUUUUUCGUUUGAGUUAUAGAAAAACGUUUUACAAAAGAUAGCAUGUAUAAUGGUGAGAGAAACAAAGGCACUGUCAUGCUAUUAGCUGUCAGAAGUGAAAGUGCUCACUGCUAGUGAAGUAUCUGUCUGUCUGCCUGCAUGCCUGUUGCUGGCCUGUCGAUUCUUUGGCUACUGACAGCUAAUACCAUGACUGGCCGGAGCGAGCUAUAUGUCUGUCUGUCUGUCUCUCUCUCUCUCUAUCUAUCUAUUACUCGAAAGUUAUUGGAACAAAUUUGACACCUAUAUCCAUGCGUUUGAAAACACAACACAGAGUAUAAGGGUACUCGCGUCCGCGCUAGCUAGUCGUGAUGGGAAGAAAAUAUGUGUGAAGGUGAUUAUAUCAGAACGGUGCCCUCAUGUAGAGAGCCAUGAGGUUACUUUAGUUUUCAGUCUUUCUGAAGACUACCCUUCUGAAAGCUGCCCACAAAUCGAAGUAUCCAGUUACUCCAUAAAAUGUGAUGAUAUCCAAGACAAACUACAAACACAUGCUCAUAAUAAUGUUGGGAGUCCAUUAGUGCUUGAUUUGAUAAAUUAUGCUAAAGAACUUAUACAAGAUUUACACUCUUCCAACAUAUUUGACUGUACCCAACUUGCAACACACAGGGAGAACUCUGUGACAGAUACCCAAUCAUCAUCACCAUUGCCACCACUACCAUCAUCAUCACACACCAAGAACUUGAAAGUUAAGUCUCCUACAUCUCAGAAUAUUGGCAGUCAAACAGAAAUUAAGGAUGUUCAAAAUUGGACCUUAUUGAUUCAUAUUGACCAUAUGAGAGCUAAAGCAAAAUAUAUUAAAUUUAUCAAGAAAUGGUGCAGAAAUUUCCAGUUAAGUGGUCAACUAAUAUUUUUUAAGAAGAUUAUAUUACUUUUCCUUGUUGGAGAACACAACAAUUUAAAGUCAUAUCUAGUCCAACACAAGACAGUUUGUGUGGAUGUUGAUUCCAGAGGUGUUGGAUGCAAAGAGAAGAUGAUGACAGUUUUGUAUGAAGGGCCAUGUCUGAAAGACAGUUUGAAUAUAACACCAAGUGGCUUGCAAAUACAAGAAUGUUCUAGCUUGGAUGAAGUUAAGGAUAUUUUCACAAAUGCCAGUUCACAACAUCUAUUUGUAAAUUAUGUUUCUAAAUUAAAGAGUAUACAUCAUUGAA